Messenger RNA from Saccostrea echinata, 986 nucleotides. RefSeq lists its product as uncharacterized. The transcript has 3 exons. The record is from RefSeq and is a predicted model, not a curated record. The coding region runs from base 73 to 411 and encodes 112 amino acids. NCBI's taxonomy places the organism in Eukaryota, Metazoa, Mollusca, Bivalvia, Ostreida, Ostreidae.
UCGAUUUUGAAAUGCCACGUCGCGUGUUAACAUUAGGGCCAUGUAUCCGAAAAUGUAACCAGGAUCGGCAAGAUGUCAGAUCUGAAUACUUAUGCUAUCGUUGGACUGUGUGUGGGAGGCGUUUUGUUGGUUGUAAUUAUUGUGGUGUUGGCUGUUUUAAAGAACUUGAGGAACAAAAAGAAACAGACACAGCGAAUGUUCAUGAUAGACACGAUGUUAAAUGGCAUAUCCAACACAAAUUCCAUGUUUCAACAGCAAGGAAUGUCAACAAUACCUGGGUAUGCGCCUCCAUUAACUAGCCCUAUGUAUCCUUAUCAGCUGGGGCAAACACCACAACAUCUUAAUCCAGACAAUAUUAGUCCGGUACAAUUUGGGCAAGCUCAACCAACUUCUAUCUACAACAACUUUUAAAGACAACAACGUACUAGUACAAGUUACUCAGAGCAAGAAGUUCCUCCAGAAUAUCCCUUUUACUGUGUAUUUAGGUAACCUUGCUGUAUUUGUGUGAUGUAUUUCGUACUCGGACACGUGGCUCAGUGGAUUUAAAAACAGUUAGCUUAUGAAACUGUAUUGUUACUGUACGUCCAAAUUAGACCUGUGUGUGAGGGUGAGGGUGUGUGUGUGUGUGUGUGUGUGAGAGAGAGAGAGAGAGAGAGAGAGAGAGAGAGUGGCAAUUAAGAUGUACUUGGAUUCAGCAUGUAAUAAACUUGAACCAAAGGCAAUAUAAAAUACAUUAAUUGGGAUUGUAGCCGGUGUGGUAGAACAUCAGAAAACUGGUCCAGGUUUUAAAUAUGUUUUAUUAAGUUGUUAAACAAGCAUUCUGAGAGUAUUGCAUUAGCAAUACUAGUCCCCUACCGGUAAGUGUUAUCUGGUUCCCGCUGAAAAUUGAAAAUGCCAUAAUUUCGUCAAAAAUCAAUGAAGCGGAACGAAAUGCAAACUUGAUCUAUAAAUCUUCAAAGUUAAGUCACAUACCAAAAAUCAGCUCA